Messenger RNA from Mustela erminea (ermine), 2515 nucleotides. It is a transcript of the gene ERICH5, whose product is annotated as glutamate rich 5. The transcript has 3 exons. NCBI's taxonomy places the organism in Eukaryota, Metazoa, Chordata, Mammalia, Carnivora, Mustelidae. The coding region runs from base 409 to 1611 and encodes 400 amino acids. The record is from RefSeq and is a predicted model, not a curated record.
UAGUGAUGAUUCAGAUGAGCCCUCCCAGCCCUUCGCCCUCGCCGUUAGGGACACCAUCCCUAUCCCUGCUUCUGAAGCCUUUUCCCUCUCCUCCUCGACUGCACUCCCCACCUUCUGCCCACCUGGCUCCCUGUCCUUGUCCUCUCCAGCUUCUUCGCUCCCGCCUCCCGGACCACCUCCUCCACCCCCUCCACCUCUGCCGCGCACCCUCCCCUCUCCAGGUGCGCACCGCCACCGCGACGCGACGCCGUGCGCUUGCGCUGCGCACCCGCCGGUGCCGGGCGGGCAGAGUUGCAGGAGCGCUGCGCCGCCGGUGCGUUCUGCGCGGGAUCCGAGCUCCGGGCCGACGCCCGCACGGGGCAGGGACAGGUGGCUGCGCUGGUCCACAGGGCCGCCCUUCUGCCCGCGAUGGGCUGCUCCAGCAGCGCCCUCAACACGGCCGGCGACAGCAGCGGGCUCCGCAGAGAAGAAAGUGAGUCCUGCUUUGCCCAACCAAAACCACGGACACUGGGAAAAGAAUCCACUCUUUAUGGCAAGGUGGAAAAGGAAAGUCCAGCCCCCUUUGAGAAGCUCAAGAUUUCAGCAGUGUCUACAGCUAACGGUGUUAAAUCUGUCCAUGAACGGCCCAUGGCAAACAGUGCUGCAGAUCCACCAGCAUCCACAGAAGAGGCUCAGCCUCUAGACAGACCCGAGGAGUCGGGGCCACCCCAGCCAGGUGGCAAAGAUGAUACUCUGGGUAUGGGAGGAAAGAAGAAAGACAUGGGAGCAGUGACAGAGGCUCAGCCUUUACAAGGAAAUGCUAAGACUGAAUCUGGAGAAACAGACCUCAAGUACACCAAGCCUUUGAGGGCCACAGGAGAGAGGGGCUCUCCAGGAGCAGUGGAGGGUACUGAGAAUCCACAAACUUCCAGACAGAUGAAACUUUUAGGAACAUCUGAUAAAAUCCCUCCUCUGGAAGCAGCCAGAGAGCCACAACCUCAAGAAGCAAUGGGCAAAGGUGAACAGACCCAACUCCCAGAAACAGUUCCCAAGGAGAAGGAAUCUCCAGAAGUACUGGAAGGAAGUCAGUUUGUGGAAACAGCUGGAGAGCAGCAACUUCAAGAAACGUUGGGGAAAGAUGAGCAGUCCCAACCUCUAGAAACCAAUCCCAGAGAGAAUGAAACACCAGAAAUAUCAGAAGGAAUUCAGUUUGUGGGAACAGCUGGAGAGCGGCAACUUCAAGAAACGUUGGGAAAAGAUGAACAGUCCCAACCUCUAGAAACCAAUCCCAGAGAGAAUGAAACACCGGAAGUGUUGGAAGGAAGUCAGUUUGUGGGAAAAGCUGUAAACAGUGAGUUGCUCCAUAAAACUCCUGAAGGUCCCAGAAACAUGGAGCAGAGUCAACUUGAAGGAAUGAUAGCUGGAAGCAUGGAGCAUCCAGUGGGAAUUCUAGAAAUAGGAGCAAAUAUAGAAAUGGUCAAGAAAAUGCACACUAAUGAAGAGGACCAACACAUUGAAGGUGAGACAGGAGAAAAGGUUGAAACAGAGGCGAAGAACGAGAAAGGAAGUGUAGGGCCUGGAACAAAAGAAGAAGAAACAGGGGAAGCCGUGGGUCUUGCCGCAGCCACAUAGAUUGGCGUGAUCGUAGAAGGAUGAACGGACACAGUUGUGUUGUAACAGAGAAAAAAAUGGACUGAAGUGUGUGGGUAUAGAUCUUAUCUUUUAUCUUAUCUUUUAAUGUGUACGUAUUUUAUACAAAGAGUGUGGUUAUCAUGUUCUUGAUUAGGUUGUUCCAUAAAACUUCUAAGCCGUACACAGUUGUCUUAGGCACUUAGAACAGUAAUACAUUCAAGACUGCAGCAGCCAUUGCCCGUGACAAGUAGGGUGUACAAUUACUGGAGGGUGAGGGUGUUUUGUUCAUUGUGGUAAUAGGUUUAUUCUGUUUAGAAAAUGAGAUUCUAAAAAGAAGGUAUAAGCCUUAGUUGUAGGGGGUUGGAGAAAGGGGUUAGCACAUAUUAGGGAGCUCCUGAUGAUGAGGUUACACGGUUAUAAUUACGAUGGGAUGAGAAAGAACAACAGUGUCAGGGAAAACUAUACCUAGUGUUUCUUUCCUGUGGCAGAAUUUAAAGCUGGGAGGAGCCUUAGAAAGUGGGUCCCUCUAGUUACAUCUCACCUGAAGUCUGUCUACUGCAGCCGGCUCUCAUUUAUCAUGGUGUGUUCAAUGUGUUAACAAAAUCCUCACCAAAGGAACGCAUCUCUGGUGCUAUUGUAAGAUCAGGUAUUUCGACACCGAAAGGCUAUACAUUUUCCAUGUGCCAUUUUGAAUUUUGCACUUACGUGAAGGAUUUUAAUUGGUGUUAUCCUUUCGACUGACAUUAAAGGUAUUUUAAAUAAAUGGACUUUUAAAGGUAUUUCAGAAGCAAUGAACAAUAAGAAUUCAAACCUAGAUUAGAGGGGCACCGGGAUGGGUCCAGUCGGUUAAGCAUCCUUCUCUUGAUUUUGGCUCAGGUCAUGAUCUCAGGAUUGUGAAAUCCAG